Molecule: messenger RNA, 1158 nt
Organism: Arachis duranensis
Lineage: Eukaryota; Viridiplantae; Streptophyta; Magnoliopsida; Fabales; Fabaceae
Product: protein DOWNY MILDEW RESISTANCE 6
Exons: 4
Coding region: 12-1064 (350 amino acids)
Source: RefSeq, a predicted model, not a curated record
UAAACUUCUCAAUGCAUGCUUCACACAAAAUUAUUGGUGCACAAAUUCAGGAGAACAUGGAUCAAAUGCUUGUAUCUAGCUGGUUUCAUCUUCAUUCCUCAGUGCCCUUAUCCUAUGUGCAACCACCGGAAAGUAGACCCGGCACGGCUGUUGUUGCUUCCGGCAAGACAAUUCCGGUGGUGGAUCUCGGAGUUCAUGAUCAUGUUGAAGUUCUUGGUCAAAUUUUGAGAGCUUCCGAGCAAUAUGGAUUUUUUCAGGUUAUCAACCAUGGAGUUUGUAAUGAGUUGAUAGAGGAUACAAUAAAUGUAUUGAAGGAAUUCCACGGCAUGCCAGCAGAGGAAAAGAUGAGAGAAAGUUCGAAGGAUCCAAAUGGAAGCUGCAAACUGUAUUCAAGUCGUGAGAUUAAUAACAAAGAUGCCAUUCAGUUUUGGAGGGAUACUUUGAGACACCUUUGUCCACCUUCUCGUCAAUUCAUUCACUUUUGGCCUCAAAAGCCUUCAACAUAUCGUGAAGUAGUUGAGAGAUAUACAGAAGAAAUGAGAAAAUUGGGAGUGAAAAUAUUGGAGGUGUUAUGUGAAGGGCUAGGACUUGAUCGAGAAUAUUGCAACGGUGGACUUAGUGAAAGUCCAUUAUUGCUAACUCAUCAUUACCCUCCAUGCCCAGAACCAAGUUUAACAUUGGGAGCUCCAAAGCAUAGGGACCCUACCCUUCUUACCAUUCUUCUUCAAGAGAAAGAUAUAAAUGCACUUCAAGUUUUCAAAGAUGGGGAAUGGAUUGGAGUUGAACCAAUUCCAAAUGCUUUUGUAGUUAACAUUGGACUUCUCUUACAGAUAAUUAGCAAUGGAAGGUUGAUCGGUGCUGAACAUCGUGUUGUAACAAACUGUGAGAGGGCAAGAACCACCGUGGCCUAUUUUAUCCGUCCAACAAAUGAAACGAUUAUUGAACCUGCAAAGGCUUUGACAACUCUCCAUCCCCCAAUCUACAAAUCCAUAACAUAUUCAGACUUCUUAACAAUUUUCAUGACCAAGGGUCCAGACAUUGAACCUCAAUUAUUACUCCCUUAAUUAAUAAGCUUUGCUUCAAUCUAGACACCCUAAUUAUGUUUGCAUGCAUAUAUGAGUAUAUAAUAAUAUAGUGUUUGCCAGCACUACUUAUUAA